Ipomoea nil (Japanese morning glory) is the source of this 1051-nucleotide messenger RNA. RefSeq names its product protein CHAPERONE-LIKE PROTEIN OF POR1, chloroplastic. Lineage: Eukaryota; Viridiplantae; Streptophyta; Magnoliopsida; Solanales; Convolvulaceae. The record is from RefSeq and is a predicted model, not a curated record. Gene Ontology annotation, cellular component: chloroplast membrane. The transcript is spliced from 6 exons. The coding region runs from base 140 to 928 and encodes 262 amino acids.
GCAAUAUAGCAAUUAUCAGUUCAUUGGUAGGGACGAUAUACCAUACAAAAGCUCAGCAGCGUUGCUUCUCAUCCUCUUCUCGGCUAGUCGCCUACCGGUACCGCCAAGCCCCGUUUGGGGAGACACGAGGAGAAUUCUCAUGGCGGCAACUCUACUCUCCAAGCCUACGCUUUCCUCUAUCUUCCUCGGCCAGCAAUUAUGGAAUAGAGGAAAUUCGAAGAGUUCCCCGCAGUGUGGGUGGAUUCCCUCGAAGAGGUCUCAGUCGCGUGGGUUGAGCCUCAUGGUCCCGAGGUGUGCGGUCGAUACAGCUUUUGGAGGCAACAUUCCUAAAUUUUCUCGGGUUAAUGUUUGGGAUCCUUAUAAGCGCCUUGGUAUAACUCGUGAUGCUUCUGAGGAAGAAGUGUGGGGUGCUCGCAAUUUUUUGUUAGAUCAAUAUUCUGGUCAUGAGAGAAGUAUGGAAUCCAUAGAAGCUGCUUUUGAAAAAAUACUGAUGGCAAGCUACCAGAAUAGAAAGAAGACAAAGAUUAACUUGAAGACAAGACUAAAAAAGAAAGUCGAAGAGUCUCCACCAUGGGUCAAGAACCUGCUCAGUUUUGUGGAAAUGCCUCCUGGUGUUAUUAUUUUAAGAAGAUUAUUCCUGUUUGGAUUCAUGGCAGUCUGGAGUGUAAUGAAUGCUGCUGAAGCUGGACCUGCUUUCCAGGUAGCAUUAUCUUUGGCAGCUUGCAUAUACUUCCUCAACGACAAGACAAAGAGCCUAGCUAGAGCUGCCAUCAUCGGAUUCGGUGCCCUCGUAGUUGGCUGGAUUUCUGGUUCCAUUUUGGUUCCCACAAUUCCAUCAUUUCUGCUACAACCAACUUGGACACUUGAACUGCUAACAUCACUGGUAGCUUACGUUUUUCUGUUUCUUGCUUGCACUUUCCUCAAGUAACAUAAGAGCCAAACCUCCUGUCGUAUUAUGAGUUACUAGUUUCAGUUUACAACAAUGUAUUUGUUCUUGCAUUGGAUUAAAUGAUUGAUAAUUAAAAAAAUAAAAAUUCUCAACCCAAAUCUA